CAACAGAUGUUUUAGUCACACCUUUAAUCAGAUUAACAAAUCUGGCACAUGUAGGUCUUUUAUGGCUUCUUGUUUGAGUUAGGCAAAGAUUCAUGAUCCAUUUUUAUUAUCUUCACUGUGUUUGCUAAAACCACCAUUGGGUAAUAACUGAGUACAUGUAAUCAGGAUUAUGUAAUCAGACGGAUAUAGUUUCAUUGUGAAGAAUGGUAAAUGGUUUUAAACCAACAAUCUUCCGAUCAAUGGACGACCCACUCUACCUCUGAACCACAGCCGCCGCAUUACUUGAUUACAUUUUAAUUACGUCUUUAAUAUAUUCAAUUCAAUACAAUUCAAUUUUAUUUGGUAUAAGCGCCAAUUCAUGCCAACGAAGUUGUCUCCAGGACACCUAUUUCAAAAUAGAGCAGGUCUAGACCGAACUCGUUUUAACAUUUACAGAGACUCAACCCUAGUGUUAAUACAUUGUGUCACACAUAUGCCCACACAGCCUCUAAAUGGUUGACAACAUGGAUGAUAAACAUGUCUAACCAGGCUGACAACAACAGUGGUCUUCAGGGGCGUCUCAUGUACCAAGGCUGAGUCCUGGCUUUAGCAGCCAUCAAUUUGAGUCUAAUCUGUGGCCCUUUGCUGCGUGUCAUCUCUUCUCUCUCCCCCUGCCUUCCUGUCACUCUUCAGAUGUCUCUAUCGAUUAUUAAGCAAUAAAAGCACACAAAAAAUCUAUUAAAAACAACGGUUUUCAACACCGGAAAAUGGAUAAUCACAAAAGUCGUUCGGUGUUAUUUGAUUUGACCAACUGUAAUGAAUUUUAUUUGUACUGAAAAUGUUUUAAGAUUCAGUUUUUUGUGGCUGCGUCCAUUUCUUGAGUACAACGUGCAACAUUUUCAAUGUUUGAAGUAAUCCCAAGGUAUUCACAUUAAAUUCUAUAUUUUUGGAAUCCAAUAGAUUGUGUUACUAAUUCAAAAAAUGCUGAAUCAUAGGAAUCUGACCCAACACUGACAAGACAAUAUGUCUCAAAUAUUCUGUUGACUAACUGGUCACCAUUAAAAGUGAUGACUACAGUCUCCAGGUGCUUAAAGUCAUCUGAAGCCAGCAAACAACGAUUAAAAAUCAAUGUGGAAUCCUGUUUGUGGUCAUUAUAAUUUACACACGUUUAUAAUGUAAUUUAUAAACACAAAUACUCACAAUCAGUGGCUUAUUUACCAACUGGUGUACGGUUAUGUUUCCCGCAGAGCAUGAAUGAAGCGCGGAACUCUUUGGUCGCUUGUGUUUCUCACGGACCUUUUACAAAGUUGCAACACAGGAAGUUUGCUCUGACAGCGGACGGCGUAAUGUGCUGGUUUGUUUUGUAGCGAGCGUGCAUGUUGUCGGUUGCACAUUCUCAUGUUAGAGCCCUUUAUUCACACAUAAAUCUGGAAGUUGAUGAUUAAACAGAGGAACAUGUUCGCGGGGCUACCUGAGCUCGGCAUCUCCAACGGAGAGGACCUUAAAGAAACUCUCACCAACUGCACUGAGCCUCUGAAAGCCAUUGACCAGUUUCAGAUGGAAAAUGGCAUCCUGCUGCCAACCCUUCAGUCUGCUCUUCCCUUCCUCGACCUCCACGGAACGCCUCGGCUGGAGUUCCACCAGUCUGUCUUUGACGAGCUCAGAGAAAAGCUGAUGGAGCGAGUCGCCAUCAUCGCAGAGGGCAAGGAAGAGGACAGAUACAGGAAGCUUGAAGAGCUGCUGGAGAAGAGCUUUCCCCUCGUCAAAAUGCCGUCCAUUCAGCCGGUGGUAAUGCAGGUGCUGAAGCAUCUACCCAAGGUGCCAGAGAAGAAACUGAAGAUGGUGAUGGCUGACAAGGAGCUGUACAAGGUGUGUGCCGUGGAGGUGAAAAGGCAGAUCUGGCAGGACAACCAGGCUCUGUUUGGGGACGAAGUCUCGCCCCUCCUAAAGCAGUACAUUGUGGAGAAGGAAGCGGCUUUGUUCAGCAGCGACCUGUCCAUCCUGCACAAUUUCUUCAGCCCUUCUCCCAAAACACGACGCCAAGGCGAGGUGGUCCUAAAGCUGACCCAGAUGAUUGGAAAGAAUGUGAAGCUGUACGACAUGGUGCUGCAGUUCUUACGAACACUCUUCCUGCGAACGCGAAAUGUCCACUACUGCACGCUAAGAGCAGAGCUGCUGAUGUCUCUUCACGACCUGGACAUCAGUGAGAUCUGCUCUGUUGACCCCUGCCAUAAGUUCACUUGGUGUUUAGACGCCUGCAUCCGUGAGAAGUUUGUGGACGGCAAGCGAGCCAGAGAGCUGCAGGGUUUCCUGGACGGGGUGAAGAAAGGACAGGAGCAAGUCCUCGGGGACCUGUCCAUGAUCCUGUGUGACCCAUUUGCCUGUAACACCCUGGUCCUGAGUAUCAUGAGGAAUCUACAAGAGCUGCUGAGUCAGGACGCCUUACCCAGGGACAGUCCGGACCUGAUGCUGUUGCUGAGGAUGCUGUCACUGGGUCAAGGGGCCUGGGACAUGAUUGACAGCCAGGUCUUUAAAGAGCCUCGUAUGGAUUUGGAGGUGGUCACCCGCUUCCUGCCUGCCAUGAUGUCAGUGGUUGUUGAUGAUCACACCUUCACUGUGGAACAGAAGCUUCCGACUGAGGAGAAGAGCUCGCUGUCAUACCCCACCACCCUGCCAGACGCCUUCAAUAGGUACCUGCAGGAGAACAGAGUGGCCUGUGAAAUGGGUCUCUACUACGUCCUCCACAUUGCCAAACUGAGGAACAAGAAUGCCUUACAGAGGUUACUACCUGCCCUAGUGGAGACCUACAACGACAUGGCCUUUGGCGACAUCUUCCUGCACCUGCUGACUGGGCACCUCACCCUGCUCUCUGAUGAGUUUGGAUCAGAAGAGUUUUGUUCAGUUGUCUUUGAUGGCUUCCUUCUUACUUCUUUUUCUAGUAAAGAGAACGUCCACAGACACACCCUCCGGAUGUUGCUGCACCUACACCACAAAGUGCUGCCAUCGUGUAUGGAAACCUUGAUGAAAACUCUUGAACCUCCGAAACAGAGCAGCGAGCCAGUGAAGGAGCUGUUCACCCAGCUGACGGAGAAGCUGGAGGCCCAGAAGAAGAGCCCUCCUCCGCUGGAGGAAACCCCAUCCCUGGACCUGGGGCUGCACCCGGUGACCGUCCCCACCACCGCCUCCACCCCGACUACACCUCUCUGAGGGCACAGCUGAAACAACAAUCAGUGACUGACUGUAAAUACAGCCACCAGUUGGCUCGUGAAUUUUUAAAAAGACUGGACGUUUUACAUUAUUGAUUGUUUUAUGUUUAUUGUUUCUUUAGAUGUUUGUCUCUGAGAAGGUCUUCCAGCACUGACCGUGUAGUCCAGUGGCCAACAAUUUUUCUUCAAGGGGGAGGGGAGGGGGCAACUUUUCUAAACUUUGUGCUCUUGCAUUAUUGUCCAAAUAUACAGUAUUUUCAUAUGUAGUCGGGCUAUCAGUGUGUUAUAUUAAACUGUCAGUAGAGCAACAAAGCUGUAAAUAAACAAUUAUUUAGAAAUA
Messenger RNA from Morone saxatilis (striped sea-bass), 3525 nucleotides. RefSeq names its product negative elongation factor complex member B (gene nelfb). The record is from RefSeq and is a predicted model, not a curated record. Gene Ontology annotation, cellular component: NELF complex; nucleus. Bases 1417 to 3186 code for a protein of 589 amino acids. Gene Ontology annotation, biological process: negative regulation of transcription elongation by RNA polymerase II. Lineage: Eukaryota; Metazoa; Chordata; Actinopteri; Moronidae. The transcript has 13 exons.